Annulohypoxylon truncatum is the source of this 1620-nucleotide messenger RNA. RefSeq names its product S-adenosyl-L-methionine-dependent methyltransferase. The transcript is spliced from 6 exons. The coding region runs from base 183 to 1430 and encodes 415 amino acids. NCBI's taxonomy places the organism in Eukaryota, Fungi, Ascomycota, Sordariomycetes, Xylariales, Hypoxylaceae. Gene Ontology annotation, molecular function: O-methyltransferase activity. The record is from RefSeq and is a predicted model, not a curated record.
UUCCAAAGUAGAUAGGUAUACGUAGGUAGAUGUUAUAUAAAUGCAGAACAAAGGCCCUAAGUUCUUAUCCCUCUAUUUAAUAUCUGGCAACAUCGAACUCAUCUCACUUCUUCUGUAUCUAACGAGAGUAGACAAGCAAUUUGAUACUGCUAUUCAUUUAUUUUUUCCGAAGUAAAUGAAAAAUGGCGUCUCAAAGUAGGAUCGUAGAGCUCUCCUCUAUCAUUGCUAAAGAGACGGCCAAGCUUGACAAAUUCUUCACCGAGAAUGGAUUGCCUACACCCUCUCUCGAGGCCGAUGCGCUCCGGUCUCUACCUAUACCAGAGACUGCCAAAGAUAUUGAGGCGGCUCGAGAAGCUAUUAUGGUAGCCUGUUCUGAGCUGAAAGCACUGGUCACUGGUCCAAAAGCCUUGUUACGCGUUGAUUGGACUGCAUAUACUAGUGUAAAGGCAAUCAUUCGCUUCGAGUUGGACAAGUCGUUUCCUGUGGGCGAGUCUACCACAUUCGAAGCAAUGUCAAAGUUUUCCGGUCUAAAUGUGAACACCGUCCAGCGAGUUGUCAGACACGCUAUCAUCAACCACAAUUUCUUCCAAGAGAAAACCCCUGGUGUGAUAACCCACUCCGCGCUUACGGCCAUUGUAGCCCAGGACGAGAUGGCUCGAGCUGCCAUCAUUGUCGAGCUAGACGAAUUCUGGCCUUCAGCACCUAAGAUGGCUGACGCGAUGGAAAAAUGGCCUAACUCUGAAGAGAACAAUGAAACUGGGUUCACCCUCGCCAACAAUACUGAUAAAGGCAUGUAUGCUACGCUUGCCGAAUACCCUGAUCGUGCGGAAAAUUUUGGGAGAUAUUUCUUCGCGGACAGAGACCCGCCUCAUCUACUACCUGAUAAUUAUCCCUGGAAGGGCAAUGAGACAGUGGUAGAUGUCGGGGGGUCGCACGGAAGUAUGUCUAUCAGUCUUGCGAAGAGAUUCCCGAACAUCAAGUGCGUUGUACAGGACCUGCCGGUCAACGUGAAGGAAGGGGCUGCUAGGCUACCUCCUGAACUCAAAGACAGAGUCACAUUCAUGCCACACGACUUCUUCAAUGAGCAGACAGUCGUUGGCGAUGUGUACUACUUCCGUUGCAUCUUCCAUAACUGGGCCGACAAGUACUGCAUCCAGAUUCUGCGAAAUCUCAUACCGGUCCUUAGACCCGGCGCCAAGAUCAUCAUACAUGACCGUAUAAUGCCAGAUCCAGCGACUGUAUCGGUAGAAGAUGCUCGACGAACAAUCAACAUGGAUAUAGGAAUGCUUCAGCUCCUGAAUGCGAAGGAACGAGAAUUCAAAGAGUGGCCUGAGUUACUUCAGCGGGCUGAUCCUCGCUUCAAGUAUCUGGGUGCUCAUCGGCCUCCAGAUGCUAUGAGAUGGAUCAUCGACGCAGAAUGGCAAGGUUAAAUAAAGAUAGUCUUACCCAUGAUCUGGCGGACUAUAAGGCUCUGGAUGCACCUUACAUAUGGCAUUUGCUUUAGUAGUCGUAUUGAGCUACCGCGCUGGAGGCGCUGUUGAGUUCUAUGCCAAGUAACAAUUAUAUAAGAUAACAGGAUAGCAAAAUAUAUGGUACACACUUGAAAACUGAUCUAGCACC